UUUUCUUUCUCCUUCAAUCUCUCUUCAGGUUAUUUGAAGUUCUGGGUUAAUCAAAAUAAUGCUGGGAUCUUUUCUUCCAAGGGUUCUUCUGAUGGUGUUUGGUUACGCUUAUCCGGCUUAUGAGUGCUAUAAGACUGUGGGGAAGAAUAAGCCAGAGAUUGAGCAACUUCUGUUUUGGUGCCAAUACUGGAUAUUGGUUGCUAUGCUUACUGUGUUGGAGAGAUUUGGGGAUGCUUUAUUUUCAUGGGUACCAAUAUACAAUGAAGCCAAAUUGGCGUUGUUUAUAUAUCUCUGGUCUUCUAAGGAGAAAGGCACGGCCUAUCUUUAUAAUCGCUUCUUCCGAGACUUUGUGGCACAACAUGAGGCAGAAAUUGAUGGUAAGAUAUUGGAAUUCAGAGUUAAGACUAGGGAUUUUGCAAACCUAUCUUGUCAAAUGGCUCUGAAUUAUGGCCAAAAAGGUGUUUAUGAGAUUUUGGAGUAUGUUUCUUCUCAUCAGUCGGCGCCACAGCCUCAUUCUGAUCAGAAGCAAGAGAAGGGCACUGGAAAAGUAAUUGUUGCUGGUCAGUCUGAAGCUGAAGCAAGGGACCAAAGAACAACAAACGACUUUGAAGAGAAACCAACUGAAUCAGUAUCAUUGUCUGGAAAUGGAACCCCAAUUCUUCCCAGCAGAAAACACUGGUUAAAGAAGCUCAUCAGAUGA
Messenger RNA from Prunus persica (peach), 700 nucleotides. RefSeq names its product putative HVA22-like protein g. The record is from RefSeq and is a predicted model, not a curated record. The transcript has 7 exons. The coding region runs from base 59 to 700 and encodes 213 amino acids. NCBI's taxonomy places the organism in Eukaryota, Viridiplantae, Streptophyta, Magnoliopsida, Rosales, Rosaceae.